CCGCAUCAGUGAGGCGAUCACCUUCGAGACGAUCAUCUUCGAGACGAUCAGCCUCCGAUAAAGCAACCAACACAUCAAGAUCUGAUCUACGAGCAACUGCAGACCCAAACAUGAAGCCCUACUGCAUCUUCAUCGCCUGCCUUGUGCUCUUCGCUUUCUGCUCACUGGCACGCAGUGAAUUCAGCCAAGGUCCCGAUAAGUGCUGCUUUUCUUUUUCCAAUGUAAGAAUCCCAGUAAAGCAGGUUGAGAGUCAUCAUACUACACAUCUUGAGUGCAACAGGAAUGGUGUCAUUGUCAUCACAAAAGCCCAAAGAGAGAUCUGUGUUGACCCGACAGAGAGAUGGGUUCAGAGACUGAUCAACUUCGUGGAUAAUCAAAACAUGAAGGAGAUGUCACUCAGCAGCUCUGAGGACAGCGAAUAAGAUAUGAACAGCUCUUCUCUUUUCAGACUAUUGAUUAAAGUUUUCAAACUGAUUUUAAGCUUUCAUUGUGAAAAAUAAAUAAAAACAUAUGCACCUGCACAA
Messenger RNA from Carassius gibelio (silver crucian carp), 524 nucleotides. Its product is annotated as C-C motif chemokine 3. The record is from RefSeq and is a predicted model, not a curated record. Gene Ontology annotation, biological process: lymphocyte chemotaxis; monocyte chemotaxis; positive regulation of ERK1 and ERK2 cascade. The transcript has 3 exons. Gene Ontology annotation, cellular component: extracellular region. NCBI's taxonomy places the organism in Eukaryota, Metazoa, Chordata, Actinopteri, Cypriniformes, Cyprinidae. Gene Ontology annotation, molecular function: chemokine activity; CCR chemokine receptor binding. The coding region runs from base 111 to 422 and encodes 103 amino acids.